Homarus americanus (American lobster) is the source of this 6630-nucleotide messenger RNA. RefSeq names its product regulator of G-protein signaling 9-like. The record is from RefSeq and is a predicted model, not a curated record. The transcript is spliced from 19 exons. NCBI's taxonomy places the organism in Eukaryota, Metazoa, Arthropoda, Malacostraca, Decapoda, Nephropidae. Gene Ontology annotation, biological process: regulation of G protein-coupled receptor signaling pathway; intracellular signal transduction; G protein-coupled receptor signaling pathway. Bases 513 to 3584 code for a protein of 1023 amino acids.
CCAGGUCCGCCAGUGCUCUGCAGAGCUCCACGCUGGUAGUGUGUCGCGUUCUACUCCGUCACUCACACCCGCGCACCUCUAUGCCUUAACCUGGCAAGCUGUCUGUCACACAGCCAUUUGUUAUUAAUACCUAUAUUGACACACACACACACGUAAGCCACACACAACGAACGACUCGUGUACUGGUGCGUACUAGUGACCGUAACACUCAUAAAAGGUAUUAUAAAUCAUGUUAACUGUGUCUACGAGGAGAAGCUAAGAGGAUGGUGUAACACUACCUUGUGGUGACUGAGGUGACUCGCAGGGGAGUUUGUGGCGGAAAAUGAAGGUGGGGCGAGAGAGGCAGUACACGAACUCUUCUCUGGGGGGCCAGGAGCGCCACACCAUGUUGAGGCUAAGCCGUGGAGGUGGUGGUGAGCGCGGGGUGAGGGAGGCAAGAUCCUAAAUGGCGAAGGUAGACAGUUGGCGCGUCUGGCUGCCUCCUCCUCUUCCUCCACCGCCCCGCCCUCGCAAUGGACGGUCGUCAUGCCCACGCCCCUCACACCACGGCAGGACCAAAACCUCUCGUCUUCGCCAAGAUGGAGGCACUAGUGAGAGAGAUGCAGGACCCGGAGACUGGGGUACCCAUCAGAAGCCAGAAACUGUUCCUCACUUCCAUCCCCUCCGCCUUCAUGGCGUCGCAGUCACUUGUUGCGUCUCUGGCCACUCCAGAGUGUAUACCUCGGAGCGAGCAGGUCUCCAUAUUCAAGGGAUACGAUCUCAUCGAGUGGCUACUGGAGCGUUUAGAGAUCGAAGACUCAGUCCUUGCCCCAGCACACCUCUCCAAAGCGGAAGCCAUCCAUCUGGCCAACCUGCUGUGUCAGUACGGGUACUUCUUCCCCGUGGGAGAGUCCCGCUCGCUGAUCGUCAAGGAUGACUCCUCUCUCUACAGGUUCCAGACGCCUUAUUAUUGGCCCUCCCAGAACCAUAGCGCCGACACCACAGACUAUGCCAUCUACCUGACCAAGAGGCUCUCCAGAAACAAACAGAAACACGGCCUCGAGGACUACGAGCUGGAGGCGUACAACAAGCUCAAGAAGGCGUUGUCACACAAAUGGGAUUUUAUUACCAUGCAGGCGGAGGAACAGGUGAAACUGGCAAAGGACCGGAAGAAGGGCGACAAGAUCGUGACAGACUCGCAGGAGAGGGCCUACUGGCGGGUGUACCGCCCUCCCCCGGGCUUCACCAACUGCCUCGAGACAGCCCCCGUCCCGGACAAAACCAACAUGGCCAACAGAGUCCGCAAGAAAACCAUCGACGACCUCAAGAAAGAUAAUGACUUCCUGGCAUCAGCAGUGGACCGAACCCGGCAGAAGGUGUCGCAGGCAGCAGAGAGCCUCCUUACCCACUACGACACCUACUAUGAAUACGAUCUCUUUCUCAACUUCCCCCAGCCUUCAAACCCCUGGCUCUCUGAUGACCCAGCCUAUUGGACGCUCAACGACACUAUUGUGGAGAUACCUACGGAGAAGCGAGUGCGCCGCUGGGGCAUCACCAUGGAGGAACUGAUCAAUGACGUCAUGGGUCAGACGGAGUUCACCAACUACCUUAGGAAGGAAUUCAGCCAUGAGAACAUUCGUUUUUGGCAAGCUGUCAAUGAACUCAGGUGGGGGCCAGCUGCCAGCGUGAGUGAUACUGUUCACAACAUAUAUGAGGAGUUCCUCAAACCUGGGGCACCGUGUGAGAUCAACAUUGAUGGUAAAACGAUGGAGAAGACACAGCUAAUGAUGAAACAGCCAUCACGUUACACCUACGACCUGGCCUCGGAACAUGUGUACAUCCUGCUGUUGAAGAAAGACUGCUACCCCAGGUUCUUGCGGUCAGAACAGUACAAGACACUUCUUGCUAAUGCCAUCCAACCUUCACAGAAGAAGAGGCCCAACUCCAUGCUGGUUCGCCUCAUGGCCCCCUCCUUGAUGCUAGCCCCAGGGCCCGAGGGUCGCGCCGGUUUGCAGAUGUUCUUCAGUUUUGGUGGUCCAGGUAAGAAGAAGGUCUCAACCCCUGCAGCACCCAACAACAUCUCACUGUCGCAGACGCCACAGCCACUGAAACGACAUGGAUCAGAUGACCAGGCCGUGGCACUGGCUGGCUUGGCCCCCCAUGGCAGCACUGGCUCUGUUGGAGAGACAGGUGGCACUGGCAUUCACCAAGGAGGCCCUUCUGGCUCAACCAACAAGCUAGACUGUGACCCGCCAUACAGGGGUGAUCUUCCCAGUGCGAGAUAUGUAGGCCAAUGCAAUACUGUGGGGUUAAGCUAUUGCUCAGAGAGGCAGAGUAUAGUGGCAGUGGAUGUGAGCCAGAGCAACACCAUCUGCCCAUGGGACACCAGCACUGAUGCCACUACCGCCAAUAUCUGCCCCUGGGAGACAUCUGCUCCACCCACAACACGUGCUCAACAGCCCAUGAAAACUCCAGAACAAAGGUUGGGACAUCCAAAGGCGCGGCCAGAUCGCUCUAAAUCAGUUGACGUAAGUUCCCUUGGCAAAAGACAGGGCUCAGUGUCUGUGGCACCCAACCUAGUUCCAAUACUCACUGAGGGCCACCCCACUGCCUCCAUCUGUCCUUGGGAAUCUCAAGAACUGCCAAAUCGCCCUACUGAAAAGUCAAAAUCCAUUGAUGUAGAUGUGUGCCCGUGGGAGACCAAUGAACCAGCCAAAAAAUCUUCAACAAGCUCGGCUCCAGGUGUGAUGGCAAGCGACAUGGCGAGCAUCCAGUCAGCAUCAAUGUCUUUUCAAGUGCACCAAGAGUAUGCUGAUAUGACCGUAAAAGCUGCCACAAGCACGGGGGGAUCUUUAAUUUCAAGAGAAAGGGGAAGUAGAGAUGGUAUACGGCCACCUUGUGAAAGAAAAAUAUCUAUCCAAGUUUGUCCUUGGGAAGAAGUGGUAGAAGAGGAAGUCCAAGGAAUAGAGACACUAAGUACAAGCAUAAUCAGUGAAAAGCCACAGACCAGACAGCCAAGUCAGGAAAGUGAGAGCAGGUCAGAACAUGCUACCAAGUCCAGAGAAAAAUAUCAAAGUAUGAGUAUGACAUCCAGCUUUAGUGAAAGUUACACCAAACCGGAUGGUCUGGCGAUGCAGGCAGCCCUGGAACCUCGCCCAGGGGUUAGCAGUGAGGGAACUUCAUCACCAUCAUCAACUUGUUCGUCAUCCAGUCACAGUGACUCUCGCCGCAUCAAGAUUGACUACACAGUGAGGUCAGGUCACAUGCCAGGUCAGUACGGUCUGCCCAUCAUGAGCUCAGCAACUAGCGCGACCCCUUCGGGCCAGCAGGCUCAGCAUGGGCAUGUAAGCACCACCCUCAGCAGCGGGAACACCAGCACCACCAGUAGCAGCAGCAGCAGCACCGGUGGUCACCACCACACCACCAAACGGGCUGAAUCCCCCCGGGGUACAGACAAACUCCUUUGUCCUACAGAAGGGGGGAGUAAACCCACUUCUCCCAAAGUGGCAACCAACGUAGUAGCACCUUGGGAGGAGAAUCCCCCGCAGAAGAUGACAGACAUCUGCCCAUGGGAGGAUGAUUCACUAACUCCCACUUGGCUCUGAAAGGCUCGCCUGGUGUACCUUAUCUCACUCGAGGGAAAGCUGCAAAGUGGAUACACCUUUUGUGAAGACCUACGCAACACUGGGUUACUUGUAGCAGCGGUAACAAGGCCUAGCUGCUUAGGGUGUGUGGUUGGCACAUUAAGGAUGUGCUGAGCUGGGUUCGGGCACGGGGAGGGAAGCACUAUUAUAAUGAGACUAACAAGGAGCCAAGGGGUAUCUGGGUACAAUGCCCUUCCGAAUGAGGUGGAAGAGGGUAUGGGUCGACAGGUCUGGACCCAGUGAAUGAUCAUGGGUGGGCAUAAGAGACAGCCGGGCAUAGAGGGUGAGCGUCUGGUUCAUCACACGUCCCCCUGAGGCUGAGUGCCCACAGCUGAGCCCUUGCAAGACACCGCCAGGGGGGCGUGUGUCAGUUACAGAUGACAGUAAGUGUGUUAUGAAAGUUUAAGCUUCGAGGGUAUUGUAGCCCUGUCAGAUGCUUGCACCAGGGAGGAGCAGUGCAAUGUAACCAAGUUCCUCGCGUGGGGACUGCUAAACGAGGCGGCUCCGACAUACUUUUGUCCAAAAGGCAUUUGUCAUUAUCAACUGUGAAAGAUACAGUAUUUCCAAACCAAAAUUAGUUCAUAGUGUCAGUAUUGUGACAGUGGCAUUUAUGGGAAGAAGAGCACGGAGCCGGCUCGACAAUAUGAGAGGAUGGGUCAGACCCCCGCGAACAUAGCCAUCUGAACUGGUCAGCUUCGCACUGUCCGCUCUGGCACUGAUCAAGGACACCAGAUUGUGAAGGAUUGGCUUGUCGAUGUGUUUGGAUGGGAUUUUACUGUUGAUGGUUUAGUAGGAAAACCGAAAGUAGAGGAAUGUGAAACUGGAUUAACCUGGGUGAGUGGGGGAUGGGCGUGAUAUUCCCAUAGCACCUGGGACCCUUGGAGUCAGGAGGGUGUGAGUAUAGCGCUGGGCCGCUGCCACCGGUCCCAGCACAGCACACCCAUCACGUGACCGACAUACACUCAUCGCCUUGGUGCAAAUUAAUUUAUAAGUGUUACAUGAAUAUAUUUGGAACUAAGAUGCCAAGACUUGGUGUGUCAAGAAUGGUGUUCCCUGAAAUGAAUAAUGAACAAAGUUGAAACUGGUGCAGGCUGUGCCUGGUAUAUACUGACUCACAUAAUUGUGUAUCAAAGACAAAUCCGUGGUCAACCAAUCAAUAUGACUUUUUAGAAAAUUAAACUUGGAUUAGUAUAGCAUUCUUCAGUAUUAGAUCGAAGUGGCACAAAAGUAAAUCUAGACAAAAAAUCAACAAUUUAAUGUAAUUUAGAUCACCUUUGUAGACAGGUAAAACAACUCUAGAGAAGCAUAGACUGUUCUUGUUCAUUCCAGUUAUUUUCAAACUAGGGAUGUAACUGAGUCGUAGGCGGGUGAUCGCUAGGUGUGAGAGUGUAUAUAAUUGUUUCAUGUUGUCUUGAGUGGUAUAAUCGUUUGUGCACAGCGCUUCUUCACGUACGGGCGGGGUACGUUUGGGCAGGUAGGCCUACCUUCAACUGAGCCAAGCAGACAAGCUCCCAUUUCAUGUUGCUAAAAUCAUGUGAAUUCUAAAUUUAUGAUGUUAAUAAGUAUGUUUGCUUAUACAUGAAGGAUGUAUUAUUUCAAACAUAUUAAAACAAGUUAAAAUAUUGAAAUUUAUUUCAGCUGAAGGAAAAGCCGCCGUAGUAGGUUACCAGAGGUACAACAAUGCCAGUGAACACCCCAAAUAAAUGCCAGUACCUUCAAUAUUUUCCUAAUACAGUAUACUCAUUGUUUAUCAGAUUUUAUAUAUUUAGUUUUUACCAAUUAUUAAGGUAAUAAAAAAUGCAUUAGUAGUUGCAGGAGAGGUGUAAGCAUAGUGUGGUGAGCACAAGUGGACAUGCGGGCCAGGUCCUGUUAAGCCUAGCCUCUGCUCGCGCCUCGGCCAUGCUAUUCUCACUUUAUUGCUGAUAAAAUAAAGUUACCAUAAUAACAAAAUCUAGUUGCAUUUAUCUCAGCAAUACUCAUCCAGCUGAUUAUCCAUGUAAGGUUACAUUAUGCUGCAGCACUUGUCAUCCAAGAUCAUUUAUUCAGUGUCAUCAGCGUGUUUUAUAAGUAACGUUUAUACCAGCUCACAUUACUUUAACCGUAAUACUUAUGGGCACUGGGAAUCGAGAGGAAUGUUAUUCUUGGUAUACUAUUUUCACACAGCAUUGCGUAGAUGAUUCAUACAUUAUUUAAGAUCAUUUGAUCUUCACCCGUCUGUGCGUGGCCUAGAAGCCAUUCUCGGUGGACCAAGACAUGCAUCAUAUACAGUUGUACAUGUUUAGGAAGGCUGGCUAUGUCAGGCAGGCAUCAGUAUUUCCAUAUAAUUUUGAUCCUCUGUUUUUGUAGGCGUAACAAUCUGUCUUCUUUGCUGUCAUAUAUGUUCAUUGCUCUGGUAUUUUUAUCUUGUGCAUUAGUACGAUCAACUUGAGGAGUUUACUAGUUCUCAAUUAACAUUAUCACUGCUUUACCAGCAGAGUAAGGGGGUCAUGCCUACUGGGAUUGUCAAGCUUCCGAUGCGCUUUUAUUUUGCUAUUGCUGCCACCACACGUGAGACUAUUACCAAUAACUAUGUUUCAGCAGUCACUUCUAACAUUGUUUUAUUUUGUUGGCAUUAUUGAGUUUGUAGAGCAACCUGGGCAUAAUUUAAGAGUGGCAGUUAUAUAUUAUUAUUGUUAUUACUAACUCAUGGCAAGACAAAUUAUGAGUUCUUGUGAUAUAUAUAUAUAUAUAUAUAUAUAUAUAUAUAUAUAUAUAUAUAUAUAUAUAUAUAUAUAUAUAUAUAUAUAUAUAUAUAUAUAUAUAUAUAUAUAUUGCAAAUAGAUAGAUAUAUUGUUAAUAUAUCUGUCAAUGUACUAAAAUAACUUUACCUUAUUUUUAGCAAAGUUGAGUAAGUUGUGUGCGUGAUGUGAGGACAUUAGCUCCACGUCGACUAGGUUACGCAGUGCUUGCUUCCUUUGCUUUCUAUUGUGCAUCAAGUUUCACCUAUGAAUAAAAUAAGUUACUCAUA